This is a messenger RNA of Dibothriocephalus latus, 1437 nucleotides long. The record is from the annotation of a GenBank genome assembly. Lineage: Eukaryota; Metazoa; Platyhelminthes; Cestoda; Diphyllobothriidea; Diphyllobothriidae.
CGUAACUAUUUUGAGAUAUUGUGGGAAAUUGUCUAUCUGUGCAAGUACCGAUUGGGAAGAAGUCCGCCCUUAACAUUUGUCGCCCCCCUGGAGGCCUUCCUCCUCUAUGGCGAACUAGACUGUCCACCGAGCCAGCAGCUACGUCAUCUGGAUGAAACCCGCGUGCAUGUUGUCACUAGAUUGCGGAUACAGAACUUUUUGACACACUGCGCAAGGCCUUCCCUUGUUUGUCUGCCAUCUGAGGAUCAUGACAGGACUUUUGGUGAAGUCGUGGCAUUCAAGCUUGCCAAAUUACUCACAGAACCUUCUUCAUCAACAGAAGAGUCCUUGGUGGAAUGCAGAUUGAUGGUUUGGUCGGCGUUCCUGCCACUUCUUUCUCAACCGGUGUUAACUGGGCUCUUUAACGAGUACUCUGAUGUGGUGCUUAUCGGUCUCAGCCAUGCCAACGACCUCAUUCGUGCCAAAGCCUGCGCUGCACUCUGCGUUAUCACCUCAAAACUGCCCUCUCUGCACCUUUCCUGUGCUACACCCUUGCCCCUUCGUCAACUCGCUUUCACCGGACUAGCUAGUCUCCUUGCCUCACCUGACCCGACCGCACGCCAAACCGUAAUUCAUGGAUUUUUUGAAAUGUCCCAGUGCGUUCGUAACAGGUGUGCCACCCUAAAAGGUCCCACCAAGGGGAUGUUACAUGGUGUUGCUGGUGGCAAAGGUCUUCGUGUUGCGGGUUAUCCGGACGUACAAAGACGAUUCUUUGAUUUAAAGCCUGUUAUGGACCAAGAGUCUCCGGCUGUUGUCGACCUCUGUCCACUGGAGGACUUGGAUGACCUCCUCCACUUCGCCUCCCUCUUAUGGUUUCGCUGUACCUCCUCCCACAGUCCUGAUCCCCUCACCUUUGCGGACCAGCCCCCUGCGGUCGGUGACUGUGUCGAUGACGCUGAUACGGCUGCCUUCAUCACCAAACUCCUGAGCAGACCCCUCUUUCCACCUGGCAUGCCCUACCAGCGCCAAAAGACCCUCACUACCCUCCUACGUCACAUGUUUGACUUGCUUUACUUUGAGGAGCCAACCGAAAAGCAACGACCAACUGCAUCUUCAAAGAGCAUCAAAAAAACUGGCUUUGAACCCUUUAGUUUCCGCGUAGAGGGUGCAUCUAUGAGCAAGGGUUCGGAGACUCGACUCCUCCGGCAAACCUGCGUUUUGUCGACAGAUGGCAUAACCAAAACAUCUGAGAUGCCCAUCUUUCACUACGACCCCAGCACGGCGAAGAACUUGCAGGAACGCCUAAACGAACUGCUUCCCGGACAGGAUUUUCCCAGCCCUAGGGAGCUGUCAACUUGGCUUCAGCUCAUAGCCUCCUUGCCGAACGUGAAUACCGAGGUGGGUGUCUAUCAGCUGCUUCCUCUUAGCUCUCCUCAGACACGUGCAGUCCUCAAAUAA